Molecule: messenger RNA, 303 nt
Organism: Podospora pseudocomata
Lineage: Eukaryota; Fungi; Ascomycota; Sordariomycetes; Sordariales; Podosporaceae
Exons: 3
Coding region: 1-303 (100 amino acids)
Source: RefSeq, a predicted model, not a curated record
AUGAUAGUGGCUUUCCAGAAAUGGGACGAUCUCGCUGCGGACACCUGCAAAGCCGAGAUGGGUCAAGACUGCGAAUCGGUGAUUGUUGUCGAGAUCUGGGGUCAUUCUUUGUCUGCGACCGAGAUUCAGUCGCCGAUUUCUGAGCCGCUCGUUGUUGCUUUUUGGUGUUGGAGGAGCAAGCCACAUUCGCUUGCCAUCCAGUCCCCGUAUCCUCGAUUUAUCAUGCUGCUGGAGAUAACGGUCAAGGAAUUUGAAUUGUCGACAUCCGUCACUCUGUCCAAUACCGUGCCAAAUGAGGGAUGA